Molecule: messenger RNA, 1982 nt
Organism: Eruca vesicaria subsp. sativa (arugula)
Lineage: Eukaryota; Viridiplantae; Streptophyta; Magnoliopsida; Brassicales; Brassicaceae
Source: the annotation of a GenBank genome assembly
AUGGAUUCUUCACCGAACACGAACAAAGCCUUAACGGAGACGCGUUUCUCCGACCUCGAACCUCCACUCUCCGAAGACAUCAUCGAAGCCCUUGACCGGUCCGGUUUCGAGUUCUGCACUCCCGUUCAAGCCGCUACGAUCCCUUUACUCUGUCGCCACAAAGAUGUCGCCGUCGACGCAGCCACCGGUUCUGGAAAAACCCUAGCUUUCGUCUUACCCCUCAUAGAGAUUCUCCGUCGUUCCACGUCAUACCCUCCUAAGCCUCACCAGGUUAUGGGAGUGAUUAUAUCGCCAACGAGAGAGCUAUCAACGCAGAUAUUUAACGUGGCACAGCCCUUUGUUUCGACUUUGCCAAAUGUGAACUCUGUGCUGCUUGUUGGAGGCCGAGAGGUGAGAGCUGACAUGAACACUAUAGAAGAAGGAGGAGGCAAUCUCUUGAUUGGCACUCCUGGAAGGCUCUCUGAUAUAAUGGAACGGAUGGAGAUUCUUGAUUUCAGAAAUCUUGAGAUUCUUAUCUUAGAUGAAGCAGAUAGGCUUUUGGAGAUGGGGUUCCAGAAGCAGGUGAAUAGCAUUAUAUCUCGCUUGCCAAAGCAGCGUAGGACUGGUCUCUUUUCAGCUACACAGACAGAAGGUGUUGAAGAGUUGGCCAAGGCUGGGCUUAGGAAUCCUGUGAGAGUUGAAGUUCGAGCUGAGUCGAAGUCUGAAUCAUCUCAGCAAGUGACAAACUCGAAAGUACCUUCUGGGCUGCACCUUGAGUAUUUGGUAUGCGAAGCAGAUAAGAAGUCAUCACAACUAGUGGAUCUCCUCGUCGAAAAUGCAAAGAAGAAGCUUAUAGUAUACUUUAUGACUUGUGCAUCUGUUGAUUACUGGGGACUCGUACUUUCAAAAAUUCCUGCCCUGAAGUCCAUAUGUUUAAUUCCUAUCCAUGGAGAUAUGAAGCAGAAUGCAAGAGAGAAGGCAUUAGCUUCGUUUACUGAAGCAUCAAGCGCUGUCCUUUUGUGCACUGAUGUCGCUGCACGUGGACUUGAUAUUCCAGGCAUUGAUUACGUUGUUCAGUAUGAUCCCCCACAAGACCCAAAUAUGUUCAACCACAGGGUUGGUAGAACUGCAAGAUUAGGAAAAGAAGGAAGGGCCAUAAUUUUUUUACUUCCCGAGGAAGAAGACUAUGUAGAGUUUAUGCGCAGAAGAGGUGUCCCUUGUCAAGAGAAAGAAUGCUCUGAGGAAGCAUCUGAUGUCAUCCCGAUUAUACGUUCACUAGCCAUGAAGGACCGGGCAGUGUUGGAGAAGGGACUAAAGGCAUUUGUUUCCUUUGUCCGUGGUUAUAAGGAGCAUCACUGCUCUUACAUUUUCAGAUGGAAAAGCCUAGAAAUAGGAAAGUUAGCCAUGGGAUAUGGACUCUUGUAUCUUCCUUCAAUGUCUGAAGUAAAACAACACAGACUUUCCAGUGAAGGUUUCACUCCCGUUACAGACGUUAAGUUUGAGGAGAUCAAGUUUAAGGACAAAUCUAGGGAGAAGCAAAGAAAGAAGAACAUGCAAGCAAGGAAAGAGAAACGGCAACAAGAGAAAAAGGAGAAAGGCAAGAAGAACUCGAAAAAGGCGGUUGCUUCUUCUUCUGCCACAGAUUCCAACAAAAGAAAGUUAACAGGAAAACAGAGACAAACCAUCCAAACAGCCGAAGAUGAAGAAGAGAUGGCUCGAGAUUAUCGUCUACUCAAAAAGCUCAAGAAAGGUUCAAUCAAAGAAGAUGAUUUUGCUAAACUUACAGGAGCUGAUGACUUUUAAUCUCAUGAUUCCAUUUCUUGUUCUAUUUUUUUCGUGAUUUCUUUUCUUUUUCUUCUUUUUUGGUUAGUACUACGUCUUACAUCGCCAUUUAUAAUUUUAUAAGAGUUUUCUUUUUCUGGUUUAUACUUACUCCGUUUCAUUUUAAUUGUCAUUUUAGAUUUUUACACACAUAUUAGGAAAACAUUUAAUUUUACAUAUUU